ACAUUUUAAAAGAACGAUUAAUUUAGCGUGUAGCGAGCGGUUAUCUAGCAAACAAAGAACAGGCAAGCAAGCGGUGGAGCGCAUCCUCCUGCGAGUGGCCUCCCUCUCUCCUCCUCCAAACCGUCCACCUUUUAAUUCGGGCCAACUGACAGACCCAAACAUAACCAUUCCUUUGUUCCCCAAACAGAUUAACCACCAUCCCAUCUCCACAUUAUCGCUACAAAACCCUCCCUUUUCUUCAUACCCACCAAGCGCUCGACGAUAUUCCCCACUGAAGGGGGAGAAAGAGAAAUAACACAAACACCAUGAAGAUGUCCUCGCUCUUCGCCUCUCUUUUGCCCCUGGCUCUCUGCCUCGCCCUCCUCGGCCACAGCGGCGUUGACGCCCGAGGGGCCCGCGGCGCCCACGCCGCUCCCUUCGUCAUCCCCGCGAACGCCUCCACCGCUGACCUGGUGGCCGCAGUCUGCGGGACAUUGAACCGCAAGGACCUGUGCCUCUCGAGCCUCCAGUCCGUCCCGGACGUCGGCUCAGCCCCUGAUGUCGGCGUCCUUGCCAUCACCGCUCUUAAGGUCGCAACCAGCAACGCCAGUGACACAUCCGCGGUCAUCCAGGGCCUGCUCAACGACACGACGCUCGCGCCCACUGUCCAGCAGGCUCUCAGCGACUGCGCCGACCACUACCUAGACGCAGUCGAGCAGCUGGACGACUCGGUCGCUGCGCUGACCGCGAGGGCAUAUACCGACGUGCGCAAGUGGGUGAAGAUCGCCAUAGCUGAUGCCGACGGUUGCGAGGCGGGGUUCCAGCAGCUGGCAACCGGGCCGAACAUUUUGUCUCAUAGGAACCUGAUUUUCCGGCAGUUGUGUAACAAUGCCUUGGGCAUCGUCAAACUCCUGAAGGCUUGAACGAGAGCUAGAAAAGCGCCUCUCUUUUUGUUCUUCAAAUUUGUAAUGGGCGCUCCAUAUAUAUAUAGUCGGCUCCUGUUGUAACUCAUGAUUGAGAUUGCGGAGCUCAGUCUGCAUGGGAUUCACGUUCUUGAGUUUCAUGUAAUGAGAAGACCGAAAUCCGUCGUGAUUUGUGGAA
Rhodamnia argentea is the source of this 1080-nucleotide messenger RNA. Its product is annotated as pectinesterase inhibitor-like. Lineage: Eukaryota; Viridiplantae; Streptophyta; Magnoliopsida; Myrtales; Myrtaceae. The transcript has a single exon. The coding region runs from base 306 to 902 and encodes 198 amino acids. Gene Ontology annotation, biological process: negative regulation of catalytic activity. The record is from RefSeq and is a predicted model, not a curated record. Gene Ontology annotation, molecular function: enzyme inhibitor activity.